Molecule: messenger RNA, 2661 nt
Organism: Thalassophryne amazonica
Lineage: Eukaryota; Metazoa; Chordata; Actinopteri; Batrachoidiformes; Batrachoididae
Gene: borcs6
Product: BLOC-1 related complex subunit 6
Exons: 7
Coding region: 82-1383 (433 amino acids)
Biological process (GO): lysosome localization
Cellular component (GO): BORC complex
Source: RefSeq, a predicted model, not a curated record
UUUGUUUUUGGAGGAAGAUUUUGUGCGUCGGACUCGGCUGUCGCUACAUUCUUCAGGAUUCAAACUGCUGCAGGUGGAGGGAUGAGUCUCUCCACUGUGAUUGGCACUGAUGUGCCAGACAUAGCUAACGGGAUUGUGACGCCCCUGUCUUUGGAAAAUGGACCUCAUGUCCCGGUCGGUGUAAAGCUAGGGCACAGCAGAGUCUGCUGCGAUGUGGAGGCUUCAGGUGACGCAUCCUUUGGACAGACAGAAGAGAAAAGGGACAUGGAAAGCAGAGUUUACAUGGGGGAAGUCCAGCUGGACACAGAGACUGAUAUUAAUGACAGAACAUCCAGUUUAUCAUUACACACUCUUCAUGUGACAAACACAGGAGAUUCAAAAUCCAAAGGCAUGGACUCACCUGUUGAGCCUCCUGACACUGCUCUGCCAUGGGACUCUGUGCAUCACACACCCCCUAAAUACUCAUCUCAGGGAGGAGACUUGUCCACAGCAGGUAGACAGCAAGCAGAAAAGCAGACUGUGGAUGGUGGCACUGACAAACAAGAGGAGGGAGAAAAGGAGAAACAGGACGAGGAGGAUGAUGAGAAGAACGAGAUGAAGUGGAGGACCCAGCAUGCUGGAGAGAGGACGGAGGCUGAGUCGUCACAACAGUACUCUUCUUCAGCUCCUGGUCCAAGCACCCCUUCAUCUUCGUCUCCUCCACCUCCUCUUCUUCCUUCAGAUGAUGCCCCCUGUCCUCCACAUGUCAUGGCCCAGGUCUGGGUCCGUAACGUCCGGGGGAUGCAGGACAGCAAAAGCCUGGAUGAAAUCAGCCAAGCAUGUGGUGGUGGUUUAGGGGCUCGAGGAGGGGCCAGGGGUGGCCAGUCAGAGGGCCGACGGGCCACGAUCUCUUCAGCUCUGGAGCUGGAAGGAACAGUCAGCCACGACGGAGAUCUGACCAACUUCAUCACCAAGAACCUGGAGCAGAAAAUCAAGAUGAGCUCAAAACCCAGUCUGGACUGUAGUGACUCGGACUGCUCGGGUCCCAUCUACCGGAGCCAGGGGUUGUCCCGGAGACCAGCAGAUAUCCCACCCAUUGAUCCUGCUGUCUUGGUGGACCUUCAGAGACACACCCAGGAAGUGGCGCACAGCGUGGAGAUGAUGAUGCGAAGCCUCAACGGAACCAUCCAGAACAUGACGGCUCUCAGUGUCGGUUACAUCCAGACCUACAGGGACUCUGUGGACAGCCUGGGAGAGUCUGUGGACAUGAGCAUAAAGGGGAUGUACACGCUGAUGGCUCGCUGCGAGGAGUUGGAUCGCUCCAUGCAGCCCAUACACACACUGGCUGCACAGAUCCGUGAAAUCAAACGCACCCUGGACGUUUUGGAGGCUAUCUGCAAGUAGCGCCACCUGCCCGCUGACACUUUACAGCCAAACAUCAAGCACACGUGCUCAGCAGGAGGUAGCCCCGCCCUCCCACAGGUAGCUUACUCACACACUGCAGCCAAGAUUAAACAACCCGCUGGAAUCCCGGAGCCGUUGCUGCUGAGCAUGCUGGAUGUUUGCCCUUCAUGACCCGUUUCCAAGUUCAUCAGUCAACUGCUAACGUUUGAAGAUGAUCCUAUUUUUGAGACUUUUUCCCCCCUAAAAUAAACUUGUGGUGGAAAAAAAUAAAUCUCCCAAAUUAACAUUUUUAGUGACUCUUGAAGUGCACAUGUAUGAAUAAAUUACCGCUUCAGACUGUUACCGUCCAGCCCGCUUCCUUCAGAUUGCACUAAUCUUUCCUUACCACCCGAGGGCGCCCUUGCUCUCUUUAUUGUUUGCCUCUGAAGGGGCCUGUAUGAACUGCUGUGUGAUUUUUGCACCAAAACAGGAAGUCUGUUUUUUAACCUUAUGCAACAAAGAUCAGAUUUGUUCACUGCAGACAAAAUGUGGGAAGUCCUGUGUCUUUUAUCUUAUUUCCUUUCAAAGUGUUAUUUAUUUGUGUUUGUCAACAUGCACACGUUCUCAACAAUACUGCUUCACUGUAAACUGGGGAAUCGCCAAAAUAACCACUUUUUUAAGUCUGCUAAUUUGUUCAAAAGCACUUUGUGCAGCUGUUUAAGAAUUCAACAGUUUCCAUCUCAUGAAUUAAGCUCUAAGGUGCCAUUUAAACAAGCACACAGAGUUUGCAUCAGGUCUGAGUGAGAUCAGUAAUUACAGGAAGCUGAGGGCAUGCAGUGCUGUGCAAAAGUUUUAUUCACCACAGAUCUCCCCCCCCCCCCCCCUUCUUUUAGACAAGGGAUUAGCGAAGUAAACUUUAUUUUUGUAGCCUUGCAGAGAGGAGAGUUUUUUUCUUCUGGGAUUUUCUGCACCUGUUGUACUGUCGGUGUGCAGCUCAUCAUGGUAAGGUCAUAGUUGUAAGGCUAAUUCAAUGGGACAGGCAUUGAGCUACCAAAAUGUCGACCUGGGUUCGAUUAUCUGUCUCUGUCCUUUGAUAAGACACUUGACCUGCCUGGUCUUAGUCCACCCAGCUGUAAUUGGUCCACCCUGUCUCCACUGUGCAUACAUCACUUUGGACCACGGCACCUUGUCUGUCUCUUCACCCAAAGUGAUGAAAUGGAUUAAUGGGAUUAUUAACCAUCAGAUGACAAGGUAAAACCCCUUAAAUCAUUCAGAAGUCAGUUUUAAGCAGAAACCAGG